This is a messenger RNA of Mobula hypostoma (lesser devil ray), 2493 nucleotides long. RefSeq names its product DEAD (Asp-Glu-Ala-Asp) box helicase 24 (gene ddx24). Gene Ontology annotation, molecular function: nucleic acid binding; ATP binding; RNA helicase activity. Lineage: Eukaryota; Metazoa; Chordata; Chondrichthyes; Myliobatiformes; Myliobatidae. The coding region runs from base 135 to 2486 and encodes 783 amino acids. The transcript has 9 exons. The record is from RefSeq and is a predicted model, not a curated record.
CCCAUCUUCCCCCCACACCGCGGAGUAUCGGGGUCUGCUAUUGGUCACUGCGGAGUGACGCGCGGCGGUGCGGCGCUGGAGUCGGAGUGCGGCGUGUUCGCCGGGUGACCGGACCACGUUUCUCGGAGGUCAAAAUGAAAGAAAGAAAAAAGAAGUCUUUAAGCUUGCCUAAAGCCCAUCGGAAGAAAAUAAAAGUGACAGGAGAAUGGAAGCCAAUGUCAAUAGACACAACUCGUUUUGGCGAGGAAGACAUGGAAGGGCUGAUCUGUUGUGAGGAGCUUACAGAUUAUGAGUUGAUUAGUGCCACUAAGUCAUCUGAGAAGAAAGCCAGAAAACGAACGCUUGACAAUUCAGUGGAGUUAAAAUCUUCACCAAAGAAACAGAAAAUUAGUAGAGAUGAUUCACCAGCCUCAAUAAAAGAAACAAAGGUAAAAAGAAAAAAGAAAAGGUUGAACAUAGUGCCUGCCAAAGUGGAAGAGGGUGGAAUUAAUUCUUUUGAAGGUAUAAAUAAAGUUGAAUAUGCAGAUAAAAAUGAGGCAGGUGAAGCAGAAAUAUCUGGGGCUCGAAGGAAGAAGAAAAGGAAGAAGAAAGGGACUGGAGUUACUCAGUCCUCCAAGCCGGGCGACAGAGUGAAAAACUGGACAAAAUAUUCCUGUUCAUCUGAGCAUGAGAGUGAUGUUUCUGCCUGGAAAGAUCUGUUUGUCCCAGAGCCAGUACUUAAGGCUCUGAGUUUUCUUGGUUACAGUUAUCCCACUCCGAUCCAAGCUUUGGUUCUGCCCCCUGCUAUUAGAGAUAAACAAGAUAUUCUUGGUGCUGCAGAAACAGGUAGUGGUAAAACGCUAGCGUUUGCUAUUCCCAUGAUCCACCUUAUAUUAGAGUGGAGGCAAGCUGAAGAAGCCAGAUUGAAGAAGAAUGAGGAAAUGCACGAGAACCAGGAUUCUAAUGAAGGCCAGGAAACAUUUAUUGACGACCUAAUUAAAAUUGAUAGUGAACAUCUGGAAGAAAGUGAAGAAGUGGAAGAAAGUGGUGAUGAAGAGAAUUCCAACCUGGGUUGUGUAAAAGUGAUCAACAAUGUAAACUUUGAUUUCGAGAAUGCGGAGGCUUCUAAUGUUAAAAAGCCACUCUUGGGCUUGGUCCUGACUCCAACAAGAGAAUUAGCUGUGCAGGUAAAACAUCACAUUGAUGCAGUCACCAAAUUCACUGGGAUCAAAACUGCGACAAUAGUUGGAGGAAUGGCUGCUCAGAAACAGGAAAGGAUUUUAAAUUAUAGACCAGAAAUCGUGAUUGCAACACCAGGGAGAUUGUGGGAAUUGAUAAAGGAAAGACAUCCACAUCUCUGUCAUUUGAAACAACUCAGGUGCCUGGUAAUUGAUGAGGCAGAUCGCAUGGUUGAAAAAGGACAUUUUGCAGAACUUUCUCAACUUCUGGAGCUCCUACAAGAUAAAGAAUAUCAUCCAAAAAGAAGGACUUUUAUAUUUUCUGCCACUUUAACAAUGGUUCAUCAAGUUCCUACAAGAAUGUUGGGAAAGAAGAAUACCAAAAAAAUAAACACAGAAACAAAGUUAGAAGCUCUGAUACACAAAGUAGGCCUCAGAGGAAAACCCAAAGUCAUUGAUUUAUCCAGGAAAGAGGGCACAGUCGAAACCCUCACUGAAACCAGAAUCCAAUGUGAGGUAGAGGAAAAAGACAUCUACCUCUAUUAUUUCUUACUUCAAUAUCCAGGCCGAACUAUGGUCUUUGCAAAUAGUAUAGAUUGUAUCAAGCGUCUAAAUGCACUCCUUACUAUUUUGGAAUGUUGUCCUCUGCCGCUACAUGCAAACAUGCACCAGAAACAGAGGUUGAAGAAUUUAGAGAGAUUUGCUGAAAGAGAAAGCUGUGUUUUAUUGACCACUGACGUUGCAGCUCGAGGUCUGGACAUUCCAAAUGUACAGCAUGUUAUUCAUUAUCAGAUGCCACGCACCACUGAGAUCUACGUUCACAGGAGUGGCAGAACAGCUCGAGCCACAAAAGCAGGCCUUGCUUUGAUGUUGGUUGGGCCAGGGGACAUGGUUCAUUUUAAGAAGAUAUGCAAAGCUUUGGGCAAAGAUGAAAAUGUCCCACUGUUUCCAGUGCAAGCUAAAUGUAUGUCUGCAAUUCAGGUACGUGUUAACAUAGCUAGAAGGAUAGAGAAGAUGGAAUAUCAGCACAAUAAAGCACAACAACAUAACAGCUGGUUUCAGCAAGCUGCCGAAGCACUGGAUGUGGAUUUGGAGGAUAAUGUCCUAAUGGGUGAAGGGUAUAAUGCCGGUGAAGAAAACCAAAGACAAAGAAUGCUGAAAGGAAUGAAGAAAGAACUAAAACAUCUGCUUUCGCAGCCAGUGUUCAAGAACUACAUGAAGACAAAAUACCCAACACUAUUUGGUGGACUAGCAUUGCCUGCUCUACCAGUGGCGAGCCAAGAAACUGCUUUAACUACAAUUCAAAAGCAUAGACAGAAAAAAAAGUGAGAGGCUG